AUGGCGCAAACAAAGGCCACCAAGAAGUUCGAGAAGAACCAUCUUAAGGACACAAUCAAGCGCCGCAAGGACUUUGCCAAAAUCAAGCAGCGCCACCAGAUCAACGAGAAGAAAAAGGCAAAGAGAGCCCAGGACAAUGAAGUUUCCACACCACCGCCCGAGACGAGGGCGCCGGCCAAGGACGGAAAGCAGGACUUUGAGAGCAUGAACGUCGACGACUUCUUCCAAGGAGGCUUCGAUGUGCCCGAGCUACCAGCCAAGAUGGACAAGUCACUCAAGAGGAAACGCAACAAGACCGACGACAAGGAAGCCCAAGCAAAGCCCGCCGCCGAAGACGAUGCAUCAGACUCCGACUCCGAAGUCGACGACCCGGAAGCCUUCCAAGCGCAGCUUGAUGCCCUCGCCGCAAAGGACCCUGAGUUCCACAAGUACAUGCAAGAGAACGAGCCCGACGCUCUGAACUUCGAGGACGCAGACCUAGGAGAGAUUGACGAACUGAGCGGUGAUGAGGAGGAUGAGAGACCGUCAAAGAAGCAAAAGGGAGAGGGCAACGAGGUCACCAAGCAAAUGAUCGCAAAGUGGCAGAAGGCCAUGACAACACAACACUCGCUGCGCGCUUCCAAGGAGGUCGUUCUUGCCUUCCGCGCUGCUGCCCACGUUUCCGACGAGGAGGACAAGGUCUUCAAAUAUUCCAUCUCAGACCCGCAAGCCUACCACGAGUUGUUGGUUGUUGCGCUCAAACACUUGCCCGAGGUGCUCGCACACCAUCUGCCUGUCAAGGAGAAGGCUGGCGGCAAAGUCACCUUCUCGACCGACUCCAAGAAGUUCCGCAACCUCAGCCCUCUGCUCAAGUCGCAUCUUACCUCGGUCCUGCAUUUGCUCGCUCAUCUGUCCGACCCCAACACCAUCCGCAUGACCCUCACCAACGUCCUCCCCCUCCUCCCCUACGUUCUCUCGUUCAAGAAGAUCAUCCGUGAUCUGACAAAGGCUGUCACUGGAGUCUGGUCCGAGUCAUCGAGCACCGAAGCCACCCGUAUCGCAGCUUUCCUUGUCCUCAGACGACUGGUCGUCAUUGGUGAUGCUGGUAUUAGAGAGGCCGUUUACAAGACCUCGUACCAGGGUCUGAUCAAGGGCAGCCGCAACACCACCGUGCACACCAUCCAAGGUAUCAACCUCAUGAAGAACUCGGCUGCCGAGCUAUGGGGUAUCGAUCCCACCAUUGGCUACACGACCGGUUUCACCUUCAUCCGUCAAUUGGCCAUCCAUCUCCGCAGCAGCAUCACCAACAAGUCAAAAGAUUCAUACAAGACUGUCUACAACUGGCAAUUUGUUCACUCCCUGGACUUCUGGUCGCGUGUCGUCGCAUCACACUGUCAGUCACUUGCUGAGGCUGAGAAGGGUGCCGCUUCUCCCUUGCGUCCCUUGAUCUACCCCAUAGUUCAAGUCACUCUCGGUGCCAUGCGCCUCAUCCCCACAAGCACAUAUUUCCCUCUCCGCUUCCACCUCAUCCGCAGUCUCCUCCGUAUCUCCCUAUCCACCGCAACCUACAUUCCCCUUGGUUCCGCCCUUUACGAAGUCCUCAACGCCGCCGAGAUGCGCAAGCCCCCGAAGGCCUCGACCCUCAAGCCUCUCGACUUCUCCGUUGCAGUCAGAGCACCAAAGACCUACCUUCGCACACGUGUAUACCAAGACGGUGUCGGUGAGCAAGUCAUCGAGCUUCUCUCGGAAUUCUUUGUUCUCUGGGCCAAAUCGGUCGCUUUCCCCGAGCUCGCACUACCCCUUGUUGUGCUGCUGAAGCGCUGGUUGAAGGAGACAGGCAAGAACUCAAAGACACCAAACAACAACGCAAAACUCACAUCGCAAAUGAUCCUGCUGGUCCAGAAGGUCGACGCCAACAUUCGCUUUGUUGAGGAGAAGAGAGUCAAGGUUGACUUUGCACCCAACAACCGCGGUGAGGUCGAGAACUUCCUCAAGGAGACUGAGUGGCAAAAGACACCGCUGGGCGCAUUCGUUGUCGGUCAGAGGAAGAUUAGAGAGGACAAGCAAAAGUUGAUGGAAGAGGCAAGGAAGGAGGAUGAGAAGAAGAGGGAAGAGGAGAAGGCCGAGAAAAUGGCCAAGGACGGUGAAGAAUUCGACGAUGAGGGCGAGGCCAGCGGAGACGAAGACGAGUCCGAGGAUGAAGAGAUGGAAGUCGACGGUGUCAGUGAUGAGGAGGAUAGCGAGUAG
Messenger RNA from Aureobasidium vineae, 2226 nucleotides. Lineage: Eukaryota; Fungi; Ascomycota; Dothideomycetes; Dothideales; Saccotheciaceae. The record is from the annotation of a GenBank genome assembly.